CAUCUAUUGAAUCACUCAGCUGAUCAACUUGGAAUGAACAUGGGCGGCAACAAAGUAUUCCAAUUGUGUUCCUCGGGAAGAAGUCCCUGGUAUCGUGCGGAUGGUUCUACUACUGAGAGUUAUGUUAUUGGUAUUGCAGGUGGUAGUGGUAGUGGAAAAACGAGUGUCGCCGAGCGAAUUCUCAAGAAUUUGAAUGUCCCUUGGGUGGUCAUUCUCUCUAUGGAUUCAUUCUACAAUGUCUUGACGCCCGAGCAAAGUGCCUUGGCACAUCAAUGUAAUUUCAAUUUUGAUGUUCCCUCUGCUUUCGAUUAUGAUCUGUUGUUUGAUUGUCUUCAGAAACUGAAGCAAGGCAAAUCCGUCAAUGUGCCCAUUUACAAUUUUUCAACGCAUGCAAGAGAGGAAAAGUGUACCACCAUUUAUGGUGCUAAUGUCAUCAUUUUUGAGGGUAUAUUCGCUUUAUACGAUAAGAAAGUGAGAGAUCUCAUGGAUUUAAAGAUUUUCGUCGAUACCGAUGGUGACAUUCGACUGGCAAGACGAUUGCAGCGCGAUGUUGCCGAACGUGGCCGAGAUAUUCCUGGUGCCCUGAGCCAAUAUACACGAUUUGUCAAACCAGCAUUUGAUGAAUUCAUCGAACCGACCGUGAAAUACGCUGAUGUGAUUAUUCCAAGAGGUCUUGAAAAUGCUGUGGCCAUUGAUCUUAUCACCAAGCAUGUGCAACGUCAAUUGCACGAGAAAACCACUCAACUUCGAUGGGAUCUUGUCAAAACAUCCGUGGGAGAAACUUUACCACGUGAGGUGGUCGUCUUGCCUGCCACCAAUCAGAUCAGGGGCAUUCACACUAUCCUCCGAGAUAAGAAUACACCACGCGAUGAGUUUGUGUUCUACGCAGAACGCCUGUCCACUCUUAUUGCGGAAACAGGCUUGAGCCAACUUCCUCACGACAAGACUACAGUCACAACCCCUGUGGGUGAAACCUACGAAGGGUUAAAGUUCAAUAGCGAGAUUUGUGGUGUUUCCAUUCUUCGAGCGGGCGGUACAAUGGAAGCUGGUCUUCGAAGAGUUUGCAGUGAUGUGACGAUUGGAAAGUUAUUGAUUCAAACCAAUCCUAAUACCGGUGAACCCGAGCUACACUAUUGUAAACUUCCUUCCAACGUUCAUAAACUCCACGUACUUCUCAUGGACGCAACCAUUGGAACCGGUGCGGCUGGCCUGAUGGCUUUGCGUGUAUUGUUGGACCACGAUGUGCCAGAGGAAAACAUUACCUUUUUAACAUACCUUGCAGCUCCAGUGGGCUUGAACGUUAUCGCCAAAGCUUUUCCACGAGUAAAGAUCGUGACUUCCAUGGUCGAUCCUGUUUUGUCUCGAGAAACUUUGUGGAUCGAACCUGGUAUUGGUAAUUUCGGAGACCGAUACUUUGGAACGGAGUAAUGGCGACUGUAUUCCAAAUCAUCGAAAGAGCAUUAUGAAAGACUUUUUCCCCCUUGGAUUCUCCUUCAUGUUAUGCAUCAUAAUUCAAAAAACAUUCAAUAUAUUGCAUUCUUCAUUCAAUUUCGCAGAAAAUGCAUCGGAGAUGAUGCUUCACUCGAAAAGCGCUACUUCCUGAGUGAAAAAGAUACUCGGGUUCCAAAAAAAAGGCUAAUAAAAAGUCAUCUGAACGUUCGUUUUGAGCAUAUUUAGCGACAACAAGUAGUAACUGAUCGAUGUACCAUUUCCG
Radiomyces spectabilis is the source of this 1714-nucleotide messenger RNA. RefSeq names its product uracil phosphoribosyltransferase-domain-containing protein. Gene Ontology annotation, molecular function: kinase activity; ATP binding; ATP hydrolysis activity. The coding region runs from base 34 to 1428 and encodes 464 amino acids. The transcript has 16 exons. The record is from RefSeq and is a predicted model, not a curated record. Lineage: Eukaryota; Fungi; Mucoromycota; Mucoromycetes; Mucorales; Radiomycetaceae. Gene Ontology annotation, cellular component: cytoplasm.